AUGCCAGCUGAAUCAGUCUCUGUUCGUACUGUUGAAUCAGUCACUGUCGCUAAAGAGCACAACAAACACCUUAUUCAAGCUCCAGAAUUUACCUGGCCCGUCAUCAGAAAGUAUUUCGGUACUAGAAUUAGUUCCCUUUGGGUCGGUAAAGAAGAACUUGCUCAACAUUCAUGGAAUGAAAUCCUUAACCCUUUCCAACCAUUAGAUGUUUCUUGGGGUUUGACUGUUGUUUUAAUGUUAAGAACUGUCGGUGCUCUUAUUUUUGGUGCUAUUGGUGAUAUGAAAGGUAGAAAAUGGCCUUAUAUUGCCAACUUGUCUCUCUUAGUUGCUAUCCAAUGUGGUACCGGUUUCGUCACAAACUUCAAGAUGUUCUUAGGUACUAGAGCUGCCUUUGGUAUUGCUAUGGGUGGUCUUUAUGGUAUUUGUGCUGCUGAAGCUCUUUCUGAUGCCCCAACUGCUGCAAGAGGUGUUCUUUCUGGUUUAUUCCAAGAAGGUUAUGCAUUUGGUUUCUUAUUAGCUACAGUUUUCCAACGUGCAAUUUCUGAUACUACCCCACAUGGCUGGAGAUCUUUAUUCUGGUUCAGUGCUGGUCCACCAGUUAUCUUAAUUAUCUGGAGAUUCUUCACCCCAGAAACUGAUACUUAUCAGCAUAUUGCUGCCAAGAGAGCUUCUGCUGCUUCUGGAAACCACUCCAAGUUUGCUAAUUUCAAGACUGAAGCUAGCUAUGCUUUGAAGAACUAUUGGUUAAUCAUCAUCUACUUGGUUUUCAUGAUGGCUGGUUUCAACUUUUCAUCUCAUGGUUCUCAAGAUUUGUACCCAACCUUGUUACAAGAACAAUACCACUACGGUAAAGAUAAGAAGACUGUUGUUUUAGUCUGUUCCAAAUUAGGUGCUUUAGCUGGUGGUGUUAUCGUUGGUCACUUCUCCAGUAUUAUUGGUAGAAGAACUGCCAUCCUUAUUGCUAACAUUUUUUCCUUGGCCUUCAUCUAUCCUUGGGCUUUCCAACCAACGUGGGUUACUGCUUUCUUCAUGCAAUUUGGUAUCCAAGGUGCUUGGUCUGUUGUUCCUAUCCAUCUUUCAGAAUUAUCUCCACCUCAAUUCAGAGCUUUCGUUAUGGGUGUCUCUUAUCAAUUAGGUAACUUGGUUUCUUCUGCAUCUGCAACUAUUGAAGCUACUAUUGGUGAAAAAUUCCUUCUUCCAGAUGGAACUCAUGACUAUGCUAAAACUAUGGCUAUUUUCGUUGCUGCCGUUGUUGUUUACUUAUUCGUUGUUGUUCUCUUGGGUCCAGAAAUUAGAAAUGCUGAGUUGGGUAUUGAAAGAGAAGAAGUCUAUGCUGUUUAUGAUGCUGAGGAAGGUCAAUUCGACAAGCUAUCUUUUGAUCAUACCGAAGAUGCCAGCAAACAAAAGGCAGGUGCUGAUAGGGUUUAA
Messenger RNA from Hemisphaericaspora subhashii, 1428 nucleotides. RefSeq lists its product as uncharacterized. Lineage: Eukaryota; Fungi; Ascomycota; Pichiomycetes; Serinales; Debaryomycetaceae. Gene Ontology annotation, molecular function: secondary active monocarboxylate transmembrane transporter activity. The transcript has 2 exons. Gene Ontology annotation, biological process: plasma membrane lactate transport. The record is from RefSeq and is a predicted model, not a curated record. The coding region runs from base 1 to 1428 and encodes 475 amino acids. Gene Ontology annotation, cellular component: plasma membrane.